AUGAGUUCCUGGUUCUUCUUAUCUGUCGUUGUUAUCUCCAUAUUCUCAAUAUUACUGAGUAUUUACGUGCAUAAACCUGAUUUCCCACCUCUGGAAAUCGAUCCGGAUGACUAUUGGAAAUUGGAUGACCCCAAGAAAGAUGAUGACCAAGUGUACUCGUUUUCGAUUGAUGUCAAGGAGGAGGAAAUUCAAAAGUUCAAAAAUCACCUAAAAUCUGAAAAAUUCUUGCCAACCCUCCAUGACACAACGUACGAUACCUACCUCAACGAGCUGAAACAAGUGCUCCUCGGGUUCGAUUGGAAGCAACAUCAACACUUCCUUAACACCUUUAAGCAGUAUAAAACUGAAAUUGAAGGGCUGAAAAUUCAUUUUCUAAGAGUGUCUACGCCUCCGAAAGAUAAGAAAACCAGAGUGGUACCUUUACUGAUUCUUCAUGGAUUUCCAGGAAGCUUUUGGGAUUUCUUUAAGGUCAUCCCAAUCCUAACUAAUCCAACGCGACAUGGAUUCGACUUUGGUGUUGAGGAACCUAUUCAAUUUGAUGUGAUCGUUCCGAGUCUUCCUGGCUUCUUGUUCUCCGAUAAACCAGCGAAACCUGGAUUCGAUGCGAUCGCUACCGCCAGAAUCCUCGGGAAACUUAUGAAUCGAUUGGAUCUUACUCAAUAUUUUGUGCAUGGCACCGAGGGAUACGGUAGUGAUUUGGCGACUCUGUUGGCGUCUUUGUAUCCGUUGAGAGUUGCUGGAUUACAUGUGUCGAAUCCGUUUGUGAGACCCACGUUUUCUACUUUUACUCUGGCAAAAUAUGCGUGGAAGGCGAUGGGAAAAGAUGACGAGGAAAAGGGGGAAGAAAAGGAUCCACAUACGGAUAUGGCGGACUAUUUCAAGCAGGACAAGUUUACAUAUCCAACGAAUGCACAGGCUUUUGCCACCGCCUUCGCCAACUCCCCAUCUGGAACCGCCAAAUACAUAGAAUCCCGUUGGCGCCAACUCUCCACAUUCUCCGCUUCCACCAACCUCAACGAACUCUUCACUCUCGACGAGAUCUCCACUGAAAUCUAUCUCUACUGGCUGACACAAACUCUCCCAUCUGCUCUGACCAUUCUUGACAACAGCUACAACUACGAAACAGUCUGGUUGAGUUCUCAAGCCAGGGUCCCCACUGCAGUCAGCUACUCAAAACAGACACCUUGGAGGUGUUCCAGGGAUCUUUUGGAAGAUAGGUAUCUGAACUUGACAAGAGUUUCAGAACUUCCAAAGGGUGGGAUGUUUCAUCACCUUCAGGAUGGACAUAAGAUCGCUGAAGAUAUUUUUGCAUUUGUUGAAUUGGAAUUGUUGAAUAAGAAGUGA
This is a messenger RNA of Caenorhabditis remanei, 1344 nucleotides long. RefSeq lists its product as uncharacterized. The coding region runs from base 1 to 1344 and encodes 447 amino acids. Gene Ontology annotation, biological process: epoxide metabolic process. The transcript is spliced from 4 exons. Gene Ontology annotation, molecular function: epoxide hydrolase activity. The record is from RefSeq and is a predicted model, not a curated record. NCBI's taxonomy places the organism in Eukaryota, Metazoa, Nematoda, Chromadorea, Rhabditida, Rhabditidae.